Salvia splendens (bonfire salvia) is the source of this 1281-nucleotide messenger RNA. Its product is annotated as protein NLP6. Bases 1 to 1281 code for a protein of 426 amino acids. The record is from RefSeq and is a predicted model, not a curated record. The transcript has 4 exons. Gene Ontology annotation, molecular function: DNA-binding transcription factor activity. Lineage: Eukaryota; Viridiplantae; Streptophyta; Magnoliopsida; Lamiales; Lamiaceae.
AUGAACAGGGGCUCCGACUCCCCCAGAAGUAAGAUUUCGGCGAUCAUACAUGUGAACAGUACCCCCGGACGAGUCUUCAGAAAUAGGAAGUCGGAAAUCACUAGUGACCUUUUCAGUUACUCUGCACAAGAGUUUCCAAUGACAAGUUUUGCAGUGUGUGGCUUCACUGAGAGCGGAUAUUUUGCUUUUCCAGUAUUUGAUGUUGCAAACAACAAGUGCGAGGGCGUGCUUGAGUUCAUCGGAUUUCCUCGCUGUCAACUUAGACGCAUUGCAGGAAUGCUCGAGGCUGCAAAACUGAACUCGGCUGCCAUUGACUUCAGCCCACCAAUUCUACGACUGCCUGAGAAUAAUUCCUCUAUACGCAGAGAUGCUUUGGCUGAAAUUCACAAUGUCCUUCAAAUCAUUGAUCGGGAUAUUCCACAACUUGAAGCCACACAUGUUUGGGUGCAUAAUGGAGAAUGUGUUAGUGUUACUGAUACUAAUGUGCGUUGUAUGGAACUUGCCCUGUAUUAUGCAUAUUUCGACAAAUAUGUGCCUGCGUAUGAUGUGCAUACAAUCCAUGUUAGGAGCAGGAAGGGGAUUGUUGGGAGUGCAAUGGCGUCUGAAAACAAAGCUUAUUUUUUCCCGAGUUUGUAUGAAUUCGGUAUUGAUGACCAACCAUUGUUUGAGAGGAGAAAGAGUUCUAGUGCUUGUUUUGCAGUCUGUUUGCAGAGUUCUCACACGGGUGGACUUGUUUAUGUCAUGGAGUUCUUUCUCUACCCGGGGCCUUCAACAUAUAGUUAUGUCCGGUCCUUCUUGGCGUUGCUACUGCCAAUAAUGAAGCAUGGACUCAAGUCGUUUAAGAUGGCAAGUGGGAAACAACUUGGAGAAGAGUUGGUGGUCGAAGUUAUUGCUUCUGAAGAACGAAAACUAAUUGGUUCUGAUUCUGAUGCAGCAGCUAUGUUGUUCCCAGUCAGAUUUAAGAGUGUGCAGUAUGGUGAGCAGUUACAAGCCUUGACGAUGUCAAGCCACAUUUCGGGAAGAGUUUGGGAUUCCAACAUAACGGAGAAUAGCAAAAGGAAACGGGGUCUCAAUCUUAGACUUGAAGAUCUCAAGCCACAUUUCGGCAAGCCCCUAAAGGAUGUUGCCAUUGAGCUUGGCUGUUACAAGUCAGCACUACAGAGUGCAUACAAAAAACUUGGACUUGAAAGAUGGCCAACCCCAGAGGAUCUACUCAACAAUCCUUUCCUCUCUCAAGGAACAAUCUUUGAAAGAACCACUACAAGUGGUGCUAAUCCUUAG